Daucus carota subsp. sativus is the source of this 2034-nucleotide messenger RNA. RefSeq names its product mitochondrial inner membrane protein OXA1. The record is from RefSeq and is a predicted model, not a curated record. Bases 103 to 1407 code for a protein of 434 amino acids. Gene Ontology annotation, biological process: protein insertion into mitochondrial inner membrane from matrix. Gene Ontology annotation, molecular function: membrane insertase activity. NCBI's taxonomy places the organism in Eukaryota, Viridiplantae, Streptophyta, Magnoliopsida, Apiales, Apiaceae. Gene Ontology annotation, cellular component: mitochondrial inner membrane. The transcript is spliced from 9 exons.
AACUGGUUAUUUUUGCCUGUAAUGAUGCAGAGUUUAUUGUUAGACUCUGAAUCCCUGAUCAAUAAAAUUAGAGUUGCUUCUGGUUGUCAUCAUUUUACAUGAAUGGCGUUUCGCCGCAGUCUCAUCACACGAGCCAAGCUCUUCAAUCAACACAAAUUCGCCCCUUCAUUUCAAUUCAUCCUCCACCAAAACGACACAGAUGACUCUAAAACCCUAAACCCCCAAUUUUCCCGCCAAAAUCGCUCGUUUACGAGCACCGGAUUGUUCAACACUGCUUUUCGGAACCCGGAGGCUUCGUACUCGGUGCUGAAUGGGCUGAAUUUGGCGCGAAACAUGUCGUCGUCGCGGGCGAUCGACGAGGCAGCGGGGAAGAUGGAGUAUAUGAGUGACGUGGCGGGGGUGUUGAGUGAUGGUGGCGUGGAGGUGGUGAGUCAGCAAGGUGUUGCGGCUGUUAGUGAGGUUGCGGUGGCUGCUGCUGAUUCGUAUUUUCCGGUUGCCGCUUUGCAGUAUUUGAUUGACUAUGUUCAUACUUAUACUGGACUGCCGUGGUGGGGAAGCAUAGCUGCAACAACUAUUUUGAUUCGAUGGCUGGCAGUUCCACUAAUGAUUAAUCAGCUCAAAACUACUUCAAAGCUAACGCUUAUGAGGCCGAAAUUGGAGGAAAUAAAGCAAGAGAUGCAAGACAGGGGUAUGAGUCCUACUGCAGUAACAGAAGGCCAACAACGAAUGUCUCAACUUUUUAAAGAAUAUGGUGUUACACCUUGGACUCCUUUAAAAGGACUCCUGAUACAGGGUCCAGUUUUUGUCAGUUUUUUCUUUGCAAUUCAAAACAUGGUUGAGAAGGUGCCAUCUUUUAAAGAAGGUGGAGCAUUCUGGUUUGUCGAUCUGACAACUCCUGAUAGUUUCUACAUCUUUCCAGUUUUGACAGCAUUGACAUUCUGGAUAACGGUUGAGUGCAAUAUGCAAGAAGGUAUGGAAGGUAAUCCUGCUGGUGCAACAAUGAAAAAAGUCAUGAGGGUUUUUGCUCUUAUCACAGUUCCUAUUACCAUGUCUUUCCCAAAGGCUAUAUUUUGUUAUUGGAUCACGUCUAACCUGUUUUCACUGUUGUAUGGAUCAGUAAUUAGAGCACCAACUGUGAAAAAGCUCCUGCGCAUCCCUGUCAUACCUGUUGCACCAGUUACAACAGCACCACCUGCCUUCUCUUUUACCGAAGCACUUAAAAAGUAUGUAGAAGCGCAAAAGAGGCAACCUCCACCACCUGCGAAUCCAUCAAAUACGAGUUCCAUACCUACCCAAACAGAAAAGCCAGCAAAUCAAAACAAACCUGCAGUGUCAUCGGUUCUGAGUCAAAGGAUCAGGAGUUUAGAAAAUCAAGUCAAGGGAAGAAAGAAGGGCAAAAAGAGGUGAAAAGUAUUGAACUUUCACCAUCCCGAGUAAUGCACUAGCAAUUAUACGAUUUUGUUAAACUAGAAUAGAUGUCACUUCAUAUAUCUAUGAGUGUUAUGAAUCGUUAGCUUGUGUAGAACAUGCAACUUCUGUAGGUUUUAAGUUAAGAGGUUGGGGAAGUAAGAGCUUAUCUUUUAUCACGGGUUCUGCUACUUAAGAAUAUGGAGUUGUAGAUUCUCAUGUUUGUUACUUUUCGAACUGCUAUUACAAUGAAUAGGAACUAAGAGAAGAAGAGGCUACAGAUAUGCCAUCUUCUCUGGUGAAUUGCAUUCUUCUUAGUUAGAUCCAGUUCAUGCAGCCCAUAUUUUGUCCUACCGAUGCUGUGGUGUAUAUGGUGUCGUGCAAAUUUGCCAGAACCUGAAUGAGGAGGCUGACAGGCUGUCAAGUUGGAAUUAAUCAAGUCAGUUGGAAUUGUUUAUCUCUCUGCGCAUUUGGGGUAAUUGAUUCCAUUUUUUAAUGCAUUAUUAUUUCAUUCAGGCACAGUUAAGUUUCCACUUGCCCCCUUCAAUGCAGUAUAAUUGUAGAGUACAGUUGAAUUGCCCCCUUUCUGAUUUAAAGUGCAUGUGUCCUGUGAUCUGCGUAUGUUCA